Molecule: messenger RNA, 2991 nt
Organism: Sclerotinia borealis F-4128
Lineage: Eukaryota; Fungi; Ascomycota; Leotiomycetes; Helotiales; Sclerotiniaceae
Source: the annotation of a GenBank genome assembly
AUGGGCAGGACGGGUGUCACAAUUGCUGCAAUUGCUGCACUGUCCACAGCACUGUUUAAUACAAUUCUUGCUCAAACUUCAACGUCAUUGCAAGCAGACACCACCACGAGUUAUCGUUCAGUUUACACACUUCCUGCUUCGGUCGAUACCAGCGCACCUCUCAUCCCAAACAUCCACGAUCCACUAGCGGUUAAUCCACAAGAUGUUUGUCCUGGCUAUACUGCAUCUAAUGUUAAACGAACCGCUUAUGGACUGACGGCUUCUCUAUCAUUAGCUGGCGAUGCCUGUAAUGUUUAUGGAACGGAUAUAGAUUUCCUCAAUCUGACAGUGGAGUAUCAAUCGAAAGAUCGUCUCCAUGUGGAGAUUGUCCCUACUUAUGUUGGACCUUCGAAUAGCUCCUGGUUUAUCCUGCCAGAGUCACUUGUCGAGAAGCCUUCCAUUGAUGCCGAUGCAAACUCCACCACUUCCGAUAGUGAUCUCAGCUUUCUAUGGAGUAAUGAUCCAACCUUUUCAUUCUCAAUAUUUCGUCGAUCCACAGGGGAUGUUCUUUUCUCCACCGUUGGUACUAAAUUGGUUUAUGAAAACCAAUUCAUCGAGUUUGCUAGUUCUUUGCUGGAGAACUACAAUCUUUAUGGCUUAGGUGAAGUUAUUCAUGGCUUUCGUUUAGGAAACAACUUUACAAGAACCUUCUGGGCGGCAGAUGUUGGUGAUAAUAUUGACGCAAAUAUCUACGGCGAUCAUGGAAUUUAUCUCGAUACAAGGUAUUAUGAGGUUGAUGCGGGCACCGGAAACAUGACCUAUGUCGCAAAUGCAACCAAUGUAACUGCAGAUUACGUUUCUUAUACUCAUGGUGUCUAUUUAAGAAAUGCUCAUGGUCAGGAAGUCUUGAUGAAGCCAUCAAAUAUCACUUGGAGAACUCUCGGUGGAAGUAUUGAUCUUUACUUCUAUGCUGGUCCAACACAAGAAAAGGUUACCAAGGCAUAUCAAAAGAGUGCUGUUGGACUUCCAGCUAUGCAACAAUAUUUUACUUUCGGGUAUCACCAAUGCCGAUGGGGCUACGCAAACUGGACAGAAAUAAACAACGUGGUUGACAAUUUCGCAAACUUCGGGCUUCCGUUAGAAACAAUCUGGUUAGAUAUCGAUUAUAUGAAUCAAUAUCGCAAUUUUGAGGUUGAUGAGGUCAGAUUUGGAUAUUCUGAGGGAGCAGAAGUCUUCUCAAAACUUCAUGCAAAUGGUCAACAUGUCGUUCCAAUCGUUGACUCUGCAAUUUACAUCCCCAAUCCUGAUAACGCAACCGAUGCAUACCCACCUUUUAAUCGCGGCAAUGAAACUGACAGCUUUAUGUUGAACCCUGAUGAUAGCCUUUAUAUAGGAAGUGUAUGGCCUGGAUACACUGUUUUUCCUGACUGGAUUGGCUCCAUCUUGAAUGGGACCGGUGCGUAUCAAUGGUGGUCAGACGAGUUGACAGCAUGGCAUCAGAACUUCUCCUUCGAUGGCAUUUGGAUUGACAUGAGUGAAGUUUCUUCCUUCUGUGUUGGCUCCUGCGGAAGUAAAAACCUUACUCUUAAUCCUGUUCAUCCACCAUUUCUUCUACCAGGAGAACCGGGAAAUGUCGAUUUUACGUACCCAGAAGGAUUCAACCUCACAAAUUCAACUGAAGCCGCAUCUGCAUCUUCUGCCUUCGCCAGUCAGUCUUCAGUUUAUGCAACAUCGACAGCGUCAUCUUCUACGAGUUAUAUCCGCACAACACCCACACCAGGAGUCCGGGAUGUGAUAUACCCUCCGUAUGUCAUCAAUAACUUCCAAGGAGCACUAGAUGUUCAUGCCGUUUCACCCAACGCUACUCAUCAUGGUAAUACACAAGAGUACGACUACCAUAAUUUAUUCGGAACCCAGAUUCUAAACGCUACCUAUAACGCCCUUCUCAAUAUCUUCCCAACCAAACGGCCAUUCAUCAUUGGUCGUUCUACUUUCGCAGGAUCCGGAAAGUGGGCUGGGCAUUGGGGUGGUGAUAAUUAUUCUCUCUGGGCUUACAUGUUCUUUUCCAUCCCACAAGCUCUUUCAUUUUCAUUAUUCGGAAUCCCUAUGUUCGGCGCGGAUACGUGUGGCUUCUCCGGUAACUCUGACGAAGAAUUAUGUAACCGCUGGAUGCAACUCUCAGCAUUCUUUCCCUUUUACCGAAAUCACAAUACUCUCGCCGCCAACUCCCAAGAACCAUACGUGUGGGCGAGCGUCAUAGAUGCCACCAAAGCGGCUACUACAAUCAGAUACACCCUCCUUCCAUACAUCUACACCACGUUCUACCUAGCACACUCCACUGGCUCCACCGUCAUGCGUGCUCUUGCCUGGGAAUUCCCAAAUGAUCCCACGCUCGCGUCUGCAGAUCGACAAUUCUUACUCGGCCCCAACAUCUUGGUGACGCCUGUCCUAGAGCAGGGUGCUUCUACCGUCAAUGGUGUAUUUCCCGGAUCUGGAAAGGGCGAGCUUUGGUACGAUUGGUAUAAUCAGUCUGUCGUAACCUCAUCUCCAGGUCAAAAUAUCACCAUUGACGCACCACUUGGACAUAUUCCCGUCUUCAUACGCGGUGGCGCCAUUCUUCCAAUCCAAGAACCCGCAUUGACGACUCAAGAAUGCAGAAAGAAACCUUGGGGUUUAUUGGCCACAUCUAGCUUGCAAGGAACUGCUAGUGGUGGACUAUAUCUCGAUGACGGCGAAUCUCUAACCCCUAAUGCUACUCUCUGGGUUGAUUUUUCCAUGACGCGAAAUUCGCUCUACGCAUCUGGAAGAGGCAAUUAUAGCGAUGGUAUUCCACUUGCAAAUAUUACCAUCAUGGGUGUUUCAUCAACUGUCAAUCAUGUGUCGUUUAAUGGGGCGAGUCUCGCCAGUGGCUGGAUGUACAAUUCUACGAGUCGGGUGCUGGAUAUUAGGGGAUUGGGUAGUGCAACGAGUCGCGGGGCUUGGAAUUGUGAUUGGGUGUUGGAGUGGGUUUGA